Messenger RNA from Centropristis striata (black sea bass), 1988 nucleotides. It is a transcript of the gene them4, whose product is annotated as thioesterase superfamily member 4. NCBI's taxonomy places the organism in Eukaryota, Metazoa, Chordata, Actinopteri, Perciformes, Serranidae. The coding region runs from base 217 to 978 and encodes 253 amino acids. The record is from RefSeq and is a predicted model, not a curated record. The transcript has 6 exons.
ACCCUGCCACUGCAAGGCGUGCUUUUAUUUUGGAGGAAAAAGAAACGUGUUAAAAAUGAUUGCGGUACAUUAUAUGUUAUAUGCUUAUUCGGUAUUUCAGUGCUUACUGAAACGAUAGGACGUAGCGGUGCCUGUUACGUGAGCUAGAAAAACGUUACAUCAUCUGUUAUCUAGCUGAAAUUUUUCACCAUCAUUUUAAUAGAAAACAGUCUACAUAUGGCAAGGAGCCUUGUAAGAAUAUGCAAUGGCUUUAAACGCCUCGGUUCUCUCUCAUCUAUACCGACUCAACUCAGCCAGCAGUCAGCCAGCGUUUCAGUCAGGACCACCGCUGUCCGGAGCAUGGUGGCACUGCAAUCGCUCUUUUCCUUCAAGCCUCGGGACUUCAGCCUGCCCAACUCCUCCUGGGGCUCAGAAAUGAUGCGGUUGUACGAGCAUUAUGACAGCCAGUGUGAGGUGGAGACAGAGGGAGGAGAGAAACAGGAGGGGCCGUGGCAGAGACUGCCAAGCUACAAUCGCUCCCUCAAGUAUGCUACAGGUGGAAUUUAUCUUAGUAAGAUGAUCCAGUCAAAAGCUCGUCUUUUUACCCGGAACAUCAGAGAGACGGGGGCAGCGUUCGAGUAUGUUUGUUUUGUUAACAGUGAGGAGCAGAAGUGUGUGUGCAUUUUACAGGCUGGACACCUGCUGGAGGGGCCGCCAGGACAUGUCCAUGGGGGGGCGAUAGCCACUAUGAUUGAUACAGUGACAGGGACUCACGCUACUUUCCUCUCUGGGCCAGUUAUGACGGCCAACCUCAACAUCAACUACCGCAGCCCCGUUCCUCUGGGAAGCACAGUGGUGCUUGAAUCCUCUCUGGAUAAGAAGGAAGGCAGAAAAACAUUUAUUACAUGUAAAGUGACCAGCAGCGAUGGCUCCAAACUGCACACAGAAACAACAGCUCUGUUCCUGUCAGUCAGUGUCAGCCACCUACUGGGAGCGUGACACAAACACACCAGCCUACCUCUUACCCAAGCAAGCUGAGGCCACAACAUGUGUGUGUGUGUGUGUGUGUGUGUGUGUGUGAUAGAGUCAGAGUGUGUGUGAGAGAACGAGUGUGUCACUGGUGUGGAGUAUUUUUUGGGGAGUGUGUACUUAUUUGCCAUGUGAUUCAAGAUAACUUGUCUAUAUGACAUUGUUGACCUUUCACAGGCCAAUAACUUAACAAAUUUGACAGUUUUGUUUAACGUUUACUAGACUACCUCUGCUUAGUGUUAUUAACACAUCAACAGUACAUAUCUACACAGUAUUUAUUUCACUAAAUGUAUGGGUUAUUUAUUGUAACUUUUACAAUAUUUAUCGAUUUAUGUAACAUGGGGCACUUGGAAGUAAGAUUAUUGCUCAAAAUGUAAUGACAAUGGAUAUUAUGUUUCUUCCAAUAAAGCCUUACCUAUUGGUAUGAUUUGAUUAUUAAAUUAUGUGUUUAUUUGUCAACAAGUUAAAUAGUUUGCAACAAGGAAUAAAUAUUGCAUUGUUUUGGUUAGUAUUAUGUUGUUUUUGCUUCUAAACUUCCAAAAAAUAAGGGAGAGAAGACUGGGUCAACUGGAUUCCAAAAAAACCUAAGCUGCAUACACUGCAAAAAAAGAAAAGUUGGAUGAACUCAAAAUUUCAAGGCAACAAACUUCAAUAAAAUUUUAAGUUGGACAAUUAAACUAAAUAUUUUAAGUUUUGUUUUUGAGUCUGCUCAACUCAGUCUUGUCAACUCAACUGUAAGUUGUAUUAACUUACAAUUUUAAAUUGUAAUAUCUUUUAAUCCUUACUUCUGCUAACUUCUGCAAUGUGCUCAAUUGGCACGAUUGUAACGCCGCUAUGAACUGUCAGCUAAUGUUGCGACCACAAUUUUGAGUUAGCAGUGAUACGCUAAUGGCUACUCUUGUAGCUUUAACAAGCAGCCUAGCUAGCAUCAGUUAGCCGCUAGCAUCAGUUAGCCGCAAGCAUCAGUUAGCCGCUAGCUU